AUGGGUGCAGAGGUUGGCACCUUCGCUGCUCAAGCUUCGUUCGAGCGAAGCAAUCUGCAGGACCUGAGCAUACUAUCCCGUGAGGUUGAUAGUUUUCUGGAGAGGUUGCCGAAGGAUGGGUCAACGAUAGAUUUGCAACCUAUGCUUUACGUCAUGGUAAGAAGUCUUGAUCCCAUGAUAUUCCUCACGCUAACACAAGGUAUCAUUCAGUUUUCAAAUUCGGCCUUGUCUUUUAUCCUCGGUCCACAUCCAUUCGAGGUGUCCGCUUCCGCCCCUCUCACCCCGGAUGAAUUCGUCAGGUCGUUUCAUGAUGGUCUUCUCUACAGUAUGUUUCGUACAGUGCUCGGGAGAGUAUGGAACAUUCUUCCACAAGCCAAAUAUAUCAACGCCUGCGUAAGGACACAUGAAUUUAUAGAUUACUAUGUGGAGAAAAUGUUUGAUGACAAUUUCACGACUGGGGUGAUAAACAAUGCGGGCUCCAGCAUGAGAAAUUUGCCGAGUUUGAUGCAGGCACUUUCAUCACCGACUAAUGACCGGGACUACAUCCGAUAUCAGGUCAUACAAGGCCUCAUGGCAGCUCAGGACACAACUUCAGAGCUAUUAACAAAUAGUUUGUUUCUCCUAGCACGUCAAUCUAAAUACUGGGAGCGCCUUCGUACCGAAGUCACCCAGCAAGCCGAUGCAUUCUUUCAGGUUGACAAAUUUACGAAGUCAACUCUAAUCAGAAAUGUUCUUUUAGAAACGCUCCGUCUGUAUCCCAUCUUCCCGCUCCUGGGCCGCAUAGCCCUCCAAGACACACAACUCCCUGUUGGCGGCGGUUCCGAUCAAAAUCAUCCGGUGUUCAUUCCGAAGGGGACGAUGGUAAUCAUUAGCUACUACGCCGUGCAUCGCAAUAACGCUGUAUUUGGGAAUGAUAUUGAUGCCUUCAGACCGGAUCUGUGGGACAGUAUUCGACCGUCCCAAUGGGAAUUCUAUGGGUUUGGCGCAGGAUAUAGGGCUUGUUUGGGGCAACAGAAGGCAAUGAUUGAGUCGUCCUAUGUGCUUGUUAGGAUGGCAUACGAGCUCGAGAAAAUUCACAGUAGGGAUAGUCGAGAGUGGAAGGGGGGGUUGAAGCUGACGUGCAAGAGCGCACACGGAUGCAAACUUGCUUUCAACUAAUGUUGACGAAUAAACAAUGAGGAUCGAAAUUAAUGUCUAAGAUAGUUUCUCAUUACUAUGAGUGAAAGAGAAUAAUCGCGUUAUAAAUUGGAACGCCUCCAAAAUCCGUAGAGUAUAUCGGGAGGGUAGCGCUGUAG
Messenger RNA from Aaosphaeria arxii CBS 175.79, 1295 nucleotides. RefSeq names its product cytochrome P450. The record is from RefSeq and is a predicted model, not a curated record. NCBI's taxonomy places the organism in Eukaryota, Fungi, Ascomycota, Dothideomycetes, Pleosporales. The transcript has 4 exons. The coding region runs from base 1 to 1158 and encodes 385 amino acids. Gene Ontology annotation, molecular function: iron ion binding; oxidoreductase activity, acting on paired donors, with incorporation or reduction of molecular oxygen, reduced flavin or flavoprotein as one donor, and incorporation of one atom of oxygen; heme binding.